AUGGAUGACACUGACCUGGAAGAAUUGGAGAGAAAGCGGAAAAAUGAUCCGCUGGCUCCAGGAGGUCUAAGGGGCGAUGGAAGCGUUGUCCCUGACUUUAUGUUCACUUACAUAUUCCCCAAUGAUUUUCCAGUCUUGGAUGGACUUGAAACUCCCAGUGCUGACGAACUAAAUGAAGGCGACCUUUUCAUUACACGGCCUGCCAUUGGUAAGCUGAGUUAGAGCAAUUACAGUUUUUAAUUAAUUUAGGUAGUAGUCAUGUUAUGUGUUAUUCCCCGGACUUCUACAAACAUUUUGCUCAGAUGAAACAGAACGAAAUGGACAAGGUAUUUGAGGGGUGGCUUCAGUUUUUCCAACAAAAUAAGAAACUUGUUGAUUAUAUUCAGGUGAGAUAUUUUUGCAAUAUCAUUUUUACGUUUAGAUAUUUGAAAACCGAGGUCAAGAAGUGGGUUCUUCCCUUCCUCAUCCUCACUGUCAGAUUUGGUCCACAACUUUUCUGCCAACCACAAUCGAGAGGAUGCUCCAGAACCAAAGGGUAGGUCUUUCUGUGUGUUGAAUUAGCCACUAGGAUUAUUACAGUAAGCAUGGAAGUUUAUUAUUGGUAGAUUAUGCAAAAGCUGAAUUGGAAAAGAAGGUCAGAAUAGUUCAAGAACUAGAACACUUUGUUGUUUUGGUUCCCUAUUGGGCGUAUUGGCCUUAUGAAACUAUGAUAAUCGCUAAGCGACCAGUCCAACGGAUAGAUGAAUUGUCGAAGGUAAGGAUUUGUGAGAUUUAAAAGGCGUUUUACAACACCUUGAAGCUUCGUCCAAUUGUAAAUUAAAAAAAUUUAUUGCACUUAAUUUAAUUUACACUUGAGACGCCGCGGGCUACGCUACGAUUUGUAAUGAAACGCAUUUAUUAAAAAAAUUAUUUGUAGGAUGAGCAACAAGACUUCAUGCGAGCAAUUCGAUUAGUUGCUGGGAAAUAUGAUUCUUUUUUCGGAGUGAGUUCUUAAUUACAGCCUAAAGUUUGGAUUCAGUACUCUUCUCCUUAUGUAAUGGGUGUCAGAAAUGCUCCGGUUGGAAAGUAUUUGGAUGAAGAUUUAUCUUUUUGGCAACUUCAUGUCAACUUUUAUCCUCCCUUGUUGGUCAGGGGACGGAGAAAGUUUAUGGCUGGCUACGAACUUCUCUCUGAGGUUCAGAGAGAUUUCAAAGUCGAGAUUGUAAGGUUUAUUAACUUUUAUUAAUAGCAAUUACAGGCUGCCCAACGACUGCGUGAUGUUGUUUUUACACCAAUUGUUGAGUAG
Messenger RNA from Bursaphelenchus xylophilus (pine wood nematode), 1285 nucleotides. The record is from the annotation of a GenBank genome assembly. NCBI's taxonomy places the organism in Eukaryota, Metazoa, Nematoda, Chromadorea, Rhabditida, Aphelenchoididae.